This is a messenger RNA of Daphnia pulex (common water flea), 5606 nucleotides long. It is a transcript of the gene LRR, whose product is annotated as F-actin-uncapping protein LRRC16A-like. Gene Ontology annotation, biological process: cell migration; regulation of Arp2/3 complex-mediated actin nucleation. The record is from RefSeq and is a predicted model, not a curated record. Gene Ontology annotation, cellular component: plasma membrane; lamellipodium. NCBI's taxonomy places the organism in Eukaryota, Metazoa, Arthropoda, Branchiopoda, Diplostraca, Daphniidae. The coding region runs from base 403 to 5082 and encodes 1559 amino acids. The transcript is spliced from 23 exons. Gene Ontology annotation, molecular function: protein binding.
UAGAUGCCUAGUUUCGAUUAGCGUGGGCUUAACUUUUUCUUUUGCGUAGGCUUUUUUAAAUAUAACAAGAAGAAAGGAAGAUUGGGAAAACAGAUAUAUCGUUCGUUAACAAAAAAGAAAGGGACGUUCGAAACGGGUCGCUUUAUUAGCGCCACCUCAGCAUCGUGUGUUACUAGUGAACAGAAUUGUCACUGCUGCAAGCCCCCAGCCCAGUGCAGUAGUGGCCCAACUAUGAGCUGCGGAAGGAAGACACACAAAAGACCGCUGUCAAUGAAUUUAUUCAAGCCAACUCGUUAGCCAGAGAUUUGUUUGUUUUUUGUUUGUUUUUUUAUAACGACACACACACACACUUUUUGGGUUUCUGUGACACUCUUCUGGAUGCGUUCGUAGGAAAUCAUCAAAAUGGCUCUCGGUGAUAAAAAGGAUACCCUCACUCAUGAUAUUCACGAGAGUGUCAGAAAUGUACUUGGUAAACAUGUCAAAAUCACUGAGAGGAGAGCUGUACGCAUGGAAACCAAAGGGGAUAAAAUGGAAAACAGGAUUCUCGUUUUUACUCCAUGUCGACUAUUUGUAUUUACUCCUAAAAUUCCAACUAAAAUUGACUUUAAUCUCCACUACCUUGACUUGCAAUCCAUCGAGAGCAAGAAAUUAUCACAGCUCACCUUGUCUACUGUGGACAAGGUUUAUUCCUUCCAUACCCAAGAGGAGUUGAACCAAACUUCCGAUUCUCUGAUCACUGCCAUAGUCACAGCAAUUAGUGACUUAUUUCCAGGGAUUCCCAUUGAUCAAGUGGUACGACGUAUUGAAGUCAGCCCAGUCGGUAGGAUGGAAAACCUUUCCAAUCUCCUUCGCGGUUCCAGUAACGAUAGCGAAUUAAGCAUUCCAUGUGGAAACUUCUCUCGUCAAUAUGCUUGCAUGUGUGAUUAUUAUGGAUUGCCGUAUCGGGAAGAGGUUGCUUGGGAUGUGGACACGAUAUACAUGUCCCACAACUCGAAGGAGCUGAACCUUCGAGAUUUUGACCAUUUAGAUCCCAAGGAUUUAAUUCCUAUUAUCGCCGCUUUGGAGCUCAACUCCUUCUUCCUACAGUUCCGUUGCAGUCACUUGAAGCUGUCACACGAGUGCUCGGAACGUCUCUUAGCCGUCCUCAAGAAGUCAACCACUCUCGAAGAGAUUUAUGUUGACAAUGCUGGUUUCAAAGGGGAUUUCGCCAAUAAGCUAAGCAUGGCCAUCAUAUCGAAUUCAAACAGCUCACUGCACGGAAUCGACUUGUCGCACAAUCUCAUCGAAGAUCGUGGCGCCACGCAUCUCAGCUCGUCACUGUCCAAAGCCCAUCGUGGUCUAGUGAAACUCUCGCUUUCUCACUGCGGGCUAACGGGAAAAGGCGUGGCUCAAAUAGGGCAUGCUCUUGUCCUCAACAAGUGCAUGGCCUCGUCCUUGCAACAUCUCGAUCUGAGCAGUAACGUCGCCAAAGAUGAUAUCAAUACGAUCUGCAGCUUUCUCGCCCAACCGAAUGUGCUGACAUUUUUGAAUUUAUCAAACACCGAUAUCGCACUUGAACCGAUAUUUGGUGCUCUAUUGCGUGGAGGAACGACUCAUCUGCGUCACCUCGAUUUGUCGAAAAAUUACUUUUCCACCAAAAAAGGCAAAGAGCUGCCACCCUCCUUUAAGCAGUAUUUCACUUCCGCUCUGGCGUUGCGUACUAUUAUCGUAUCCCACUGUAAGAUUACACCAGAGGCACUAAAGAAUCUUCUCCUUGGUCUGGCGUGCAAUGAAUCUAUCGACAAUGUCACAUUAGAUCUGAGCAACAAUAUAUUGGGCAAUGGGGGAUGUCACGUCCUUGAGUCAUGCAUUCACGGCGUCCGUUGCGUCUCGACUUUGGACAUUAGCGACAACGGGAUCGAUGUGGAAAUGGCUGGUGUCCUACUCUCGAUAAGCCGGAAUAAGUCCAUGAAAAAGCUUAUCCUCAACAAGAACUUUCAGAACAUGAAAUCGAAACAUGCCACGACCGUCAUUGAUGCUUUCGUUCAUCUCUUGCAGGAAGAGGACUGUGUCAUCGAGGCAUUAUGUUUGGUCGAUUGCAAAUUAAAGAGCGAGCUGUACAGUUUGAUCAACGCGGUCGGUAGCAAUCAGUCGCUGCAGCAUCUGGACCUAAACGGUAAUUACAUGGGUGACCCGGGCGCUCGUCUCCUUUCCAAAGCCUUACAGAUCAAUACGUCCCUAAGAGCGCUAUCGAUUGACCGGAAUAGCAUUACCGUCCACGGUUACAGUGAUAUCGCCUACGCACUGGAAAGUAACCGAACACUGAGGUGCCUAUCGUACCCGCUGCACGACAUCAUGGUAGCCGCUAAAACCGGCACCGACAAAGUCGACAUUCUUUGGAAGCAAAUACAAGAAGCACUACAGCGCAACAUGUCGCUGGUUGGUCCCUCGACCAACGGGCCUUCGACUUCUGUACGUUCAAUGCAAAAGAGCGAAACGUCGCAUAAUAAUUCUCAGAAUCAGCUGGUGGAUCGGCUUAUCAUGCAAGUGAACGAGGCCAUUCGUAGCCUCCAGAGACAGGGUAGCGAGGGCAGGAGCAGCGAUAUCGAAAAUGCUCGGAACCUUCUAUCUGACGCCCACUCGGCCAAGGAGCUUCUCGGAAAAUUAGUGUCCAGCGUUGAAGUGGCUCAGGAUAACAUAUCGUUGAGUUCGUCGAUGAAACCCAUGGUCGACGAAAUUCAGGCUCUGCUCACAUCUCAUCUGCAAAGCAUUGGGGACAAUUUGUGGCAUUGCGCCCUGCAGCACUGCAACACCGUUAUGAGCGACUCGGUCGCCACUGAACAGCUACGCAAAUCGAUCGAGAACCAAUCGCUUUUCCCCGUCAGUGUUAUCCAGAAGGCUGUGAUGGACAAUGCCAUUCUGCAGUUGACUGAACAGUUCAAUAAGAUGUCAGCCGCACUCUGUCGGACGGUCUCUGACGGCGUUAUGGAUGAAGUGGUUCAGUCCUUGACUAACAUUUACAAAACCUUGGCUGGAGAUUCCAACUUACCCCUAGACUGUAAGAAACGCUCGUCCACGCCAGAUGUACUCAAAUCGCGAACACGAAUCAACACCGAAAUGAACGCCCAGGACGGCGGAGAUGAAUCUGAAGAUACCAUCAACAAUCAACAAUCGGAUCAUUCCCCAGUGGCCACUCCAGUGGCCAGCAAACGAAGAAAUUUGCUGAGUCGAAAAUUGCGUCCGAAAUCGACGGUCGGCAUGGGACAAGGCGCCUCUGCUGACGACAUUCCCGACCUGGUUCCACCGUUGAACGAGCAGCUGGGCAGCGGUCAUGAUGAUCCUGACGCCAACGAAGAAGAACCUGGAGUCAACGUAGACGAGUCUCAAGCCGAUGUGUCUAGAAAAUCGGCUCCCUUGAAACAUUUGGGCCUGAGUCGGCCAAAGAAACCCAAGACACGUUUGCCCACCCGAAGUGCCGCACUGCGCGUCGGCGGCAACUCUGAAACGGCGUCGCAAGAAAGUCUCGACGUCGACGGGGAUCUUAGCCAAGGGCUUGACACAUUCUUUCACUCGACUACAAUGGCAACCACGACAGGUGGGAGCAGCGUAAGUUUAGGCAGUAGCCGGAUGCGAGGUAGUCUGGGCAGUGUCAGCAGCGCUGAGCUGGGUUCGCCCUCAUUAGAAAGCGUGUCGGCAGAGAGCAGCCCAAUGCAUCGUUCGGUGGCAGGUGACAAACCGAGUGACGAAACUGCUGGGAGCAGUAGCAGGGAGGAGCUCACUCUGGACGAGGACGCCGUCAAAUUAAAGGAGAAGGAAAAACGCAAGAGCGAAGAUGAUUUGUCUUCAGUGACUAGGGAGAAACGGAAAGAUUCUGGUCGUGGGAUGGGAGUUAGAUUGCUGUCUUCCAUAUUUGGGAAAAAUCCGAGUCCGUCACCGACGGGCGAUGGUUCGCCACCGCCAGCGCCGACCAAAUCUCCUGUGGCCAAAACCAAACUCUCAUCCAUGACCAAGGAGCCAGAAUCUGAACCGAAACUAGUUGAAGAUGAAGCUGAACCUGCCGCACCCAAACGCUCCGCUGUUCCAUCCAAGUUGGGCAUUGGUGUCGGAGGCAACGUCUUGGCUGAAAUGAAAGCCAGGCAAGAGCGUCGAAUUUCCGGCAUACUGCACAAGCAGAACUCUGAGGAAUCGGAUUUUUCAGAACGGUCUGAAAAACCCGAGCCCAGUAAAGCCAACAGCCUGUCGCCGAAUCCGCUCGGAGGAAUCAGACUGCGUCCGACACCGCAUACGCCAGAAGAUCAGGAACCGCCGAAAUUGCCGGAAAGAAAUAAUGCUCGCUUUGUUCGGCCAACGGGACUGGAGGAAGUGGAGUCAGAGCGUAACAAAUCAACCAACCCGUUAACCGGCUUCCGGCUCCGUCACAGAGGCGGAGCGGAAGAAGCCGAGACGGCCAAGCUGGAAGACAAAUCGAAUGCGCUAAAUCAGAUUCGACUGAGAGCUACCAGCACGGUUGUCGACGAUUCACCUUCACCCGAUCCUACCAGUGACGCAAAGGCCAAUCCUCUGAGUGGCGUCCGGUUGCGCUCAACCGGAAUCAACGUGACAGAUCCGCUCAAGUCGCCCAAUAAUGGCGAUUCCAGUGCGGAAAUCAAGAGCGAAUCAAGGAACUCUUUGACGAAAUUAAAACCCCCGCCACUGGCACCCAAACCUCGACCUUGGUCUAUAGUCGGUUCCGACAAGAAAACAGAAGAUACUGAUAUUUCUGAUGCCGCAAAAGAAAAUGACGCUAAAGAAGCUGUCAAGCCGAGCAAAGUUCGGGCUAUGGCUGCGGCAGUCAACUUUAAUAAUUCAAAUUCCGAUGUUGUCCGCCGUAGCAACAAACAUUCUCAUGAGGAACCGGACGGACUUCCAGCUGAGUUCUCGGAGCCCAAGGAUGGUGCAGCAGUUGAUCAAGUAGAUGGGCCAGAUUCUCUGAGUUCCAUCGGGUUCCUCAACCAACAGGCUACGCUUCCACAGCAACAGCAGCAGCAGCCUUUGAUUUCCCAGCAAUCCCCAGCGUCUUUAAUUUUAAACAACUUUUCCCUUGAAGAUGCCGUCGACGUGUAAGGCAAUCAAUUUAACGUGACGGUGGACCAUGCAAUCAAUAGGUCGACUGCUUUGCCAAUUGAUUAAUGUCGGCCCCCGUUGCUGUGAUCUGUCUUCGUACAGUAUAUAUCCCGCAUUCAUAUUUUAAUCUAUAUAUCAGUCGUAUUUGUCGAGUUUUUUUUUUCAGUCGCGAGAUUUAUUCAUCAUUCUUAGAUUCUCUUAUCUUCCUUUAUAAGCCAAGUCGAUACAUCGAUUCAAAUUCCAACCUGCCGCCAUGAUAAAACAUUUCGUAUUACUUGACGAAAGUAUCGAUUAUAUUGAAAAUGAGUGCACAAUGAUUCGACAUACCAUUGUCCACCGUAAAUAAUUUUCCUCUCCAACAUGUUUAUUCUUUUUAUUUUCGUUUAUAUCUUGACUGUGUCAUAUCGUCUUGUCUUUUUUUCCCCGUUUCUGUGACCUUUUUCCCCAGGGAAUUUCUUUUUAAAACAAACUUGUUUAUUUUAACAUCGUGUAAUGAUUGCAUACACAUCAGAGUCAUUGUCUUA